This is a messenger RNA of Protopolystoma xenopodis, 1440 nucleotides long. NCBI's taxonomy places the organism in Eukaryota, Metazoa, Platyhelminthes, Monogenea, Polystomatidea, Polystomatidae. The record is from the annotation of a GenBank genome assembly.
AUGGGCGAUAAUGGGCAUGCAAUUGCUUUAUAUCUCUUUGAGUUGCUUAUGAAUGUAAAUGCACCUAUACCCUUAAAGAUCCUUCUUGCUUCUUUGAAAUCAACUCAGAUCACGGGAUAUUGUGGAGUUAAUUUUGAUUUUAUAUUCCGCUCUUCUUCAUUGGACGAGGAACUUGAGCAGCUUAUUAUGUUUCUUCGUCAUUUUCCUUCGUUGUUCCACGUUGAAAAUAUGUACGUUUCCCCGGCCACCCCAGGUGACGUGAACGCCCACCACGAAUUUAUGCAAAGUAUUAUCUCAUACCCUCAAUGUUUCCGGGAAUCUUUUGCCGAUCUUUCAUCAUUCACUUCAACUUCUAAUUUUAUUAACCAACCAGACGUUAAUCCCUAUAUUCAAGCUGAAUACAGUUUUUCUGCCGAAAUCGAAGCAGCUAAAUUCUUUCAACUUCACUUACUUAGAAGAGGAGGUGAUCGUUAUGUUCUUAUACGCAGUCUUGCUGGGCACUUAUCACAGGCACCAUCCUCUGUAAGGCAGUGUGUAGGAUCGCAGGCUAAUUUUUUAACAUUUCUUAGGCGGCACUCCCACAUUUUUGAAAUUCAAGGAGAACUCGUUGGAUUGAGGAAUUAUUCCAGUAGCUUAAGUCCAGCUCAAUCGGAGAAGUCCUUUUCAUACCAUAACUUAUAUCGAAGAAAUCUUUACAAUGGAAGUAGGCGCAGACGUAUAGGAACAUAUUUCGACAGACAAUCAAGAUUUCAUGACACAAAAAGUGUCUGUAGCAAUAGCAGCCUUGUCGAUAGGUGCAAAUCUAAAAUGUUUAAAUCAUCUCUUCCUCAACCGCAAGUCGAAGUUUCAUUCAUUGGAAACCCUGUUACCACUCUGGCAGAGGGUGAUUCUUUGGUACCCGACAGCAUAAUACUCCCACUAGUGGAAUAUAAUGCUGUUAUGCUGCUUAGACGCUUUCUUGCUCGUGUGGGAUCUCGUGGGACUCAUCCUGGCUUUAUUCUCAGGCGCCUGGUCAAAGCACCUUUAGACAUUAGAGAAUCCAUUGGAUGGACCCGUGUUGAAUUGCAUGAAUUUCUCUUAAAGCACGACAGGUUUUUUGAGCUUUUGCCAACUUCAUUAAAUUUGGUCAUACAGGACGAAGAAGAUAAGGCGAAUGGAUCGAAUUAUUCUUUCAGGGAAUCGGCUUCUUCGACUCAUUCUGCAGACUACCUCGUGCGUUUGGUCCCAAGAGCAAGGCGUUUGCGUGCAAGAUUGCUAUCUCCUGAUAAAAGUUCAAACAAAGAAACUGACAAGACCCUCUUUGGUCGCCAAGGCACAAUUUUUCAUGUUGCUAAGCUGUGGGGAAUCAUUGAUCUUGGGCAGCAUGAACAUGUUUUCUUCGAUAAGUCGAUAUUUCGCAACGUCGAAGAUUUACUAAAACAUUUUCAUAUCAUAGUUUAG